Molecule: messenger RNA, 4714 nt
Organism: Musca domestica (house fly)
Lineage: Eukaryota; Metazoa; Arthropoda; Insecta; Diptera; Muscidae
Exons: 10
Coding region: 588-4160 (1190 amino acids)
Source: RefSeq, a predicted model, not a curated record
GCGCGAACAUGUGGUUGUUUUGAUCGGUCUUAUUUUUUCACUCUCGCUGUGUGUUUGUGUGUGUGUUCGUCUCGCGCGUUUUGGCCUUUACAACGUUCAGCGUUCAACGUUCAUUAAAACAAAAACAACAAACCCGAAAAUAAAAUUGUUGCGAUCAAGUGAAAUAAAAAUUAAAAUCGAGCAAAUUGAAAAAAUAGAGGUUCUGUGUUGUUGCUGCUAUUGCGGCGGAUAAAUGUCAUAGCCGUGGAUGCGGUACAGCGGCAAAAAAAAAACACUUGCGGUCCAACCAGUCUGUCUCGAGUCGAGAAGACCAGCCGACAACAAAUUUAGUCCAACGACGACAACCCAGAAGUGUGGUGAAACCAGUGGCACUGGUAAAUAGUGUGUAAUUGCUAGUGAUUCCAUAUAAAAAGAAAACUAAGUUGAAACAACAACAACUACAGCAAUCUUCAUUAAAAUCCAGAGAAGAAGAAGAAAAAUCAACUCAGGCCUUAAUCAUAAAAUCCAAGAAGAAGCAGCAGUAUUGCUAGAAAAAAGUUGGCUAUUGAUGCUUCUACGACAGCUGUUGCUGCUGCUGCCUCGCGAAGAUGGAAGAAGAUGUCUUAAACGCCUUGCAGAGUCGCACAGCCUAUUUGCCGGGAAGUUUUGAUCGCGAUGGCAAAAUCAUUUUCAUUGUCAAUGUAAUCAACGAUCUUCAGAGCUGGCAGCGCAAAUGUUUGGAACUAUCCGCCGCCUAUUUGCGACGCUCGCUGAGUGACGUCAUUUUGCAAAAAGGCAUAGCCGUCAUUGUUGAUGCCCAGAAGACAACGGCCCGGAUAACGCGUCAACAUGCCCGUUACAUUUAUAAUCUAUUCGAGGGGCUAAAAGUCAGUCUAUAUCUAGUCAAAUCCGAGGGAUUCUGGGAGAAACAUGUUGAGACCUGUACCAAAGGCCAAGGGAAGGGAGAGCCCAUUGUCUUGUCAAAGGCCCGUUUAACGAAAUUCUUUGAUUUGUCUUCACUGCCCGAGGAGCUGGGGGGAACAUUACAAUUCAAUUAUGAUGUGUGGCUGCAGCAGAGGAAGUCCGUGGAAGAGUUCAUUAAAUUUUAUGACGACUGUCUGAAAUCCAUGGAAAAUUAUCACAAACUAUUGCAGGGCAAUAAAUCAAUACGGCCAACGGAAGCGGAUGUAGAGCUUAAGAAAAAUGCCCAACAGCAUGCGACAGUGCAGUGCAACAUUGAAACGGUCAUUGCGAUGGGCAAUCGUAUUUUAACACGUUUCAAUGAAAUCUAUGCCCCCACUGCACCAUUUCCAACGACAACAACAACGUCAACAAUGCCCAGUGCCAAUGCAACAACCACAACUUCAAAUAAAACCAAAGCAAAACCGACCCCAACAAAUACAACGACCUCAACGGCAGCAGCAGCAACAACAACAUUGGAUUACGAAGCAGCAACAGCAGUAGCAGCAAGUGUCGUGCACACACCUGCAACGGCAGCGUCGACCACAACAUCGCCAAUGCACAAGUUGCCAUUGCCACCCGACUUGAAUUGUGAACGGGCACGUAUCGAAAUGCGUCUAAACGAAAUCGAAAAACGCCAGACAGACGUGCGCACAGCCUGGCUGGAGCUGUUGCAGUCGGUGAGAGAAGCCAGAGAAGUGGCCCAUCUGGAGGAGGGGGUGGCCUUUGUAACCAAUUGGAUUUUAAAUACCGCCGAACAAAAGCUCAAUCGUCAAACGAGUAUCGGCUGUGAUGUCAAGGCAUGCGAACAGCUGAGGGCAGCUCACGACAAGUUGGAGCUGGAAUGCCGCGAGACAUAUGGUUUUUAUGCCGAGCUAUUGUACAAAAUCGAUUCGUAUGCUGGGAACAAGGAUACGCCCGGCUAUCGUGACCUAUUGCCGCAGAAGGAAUUCAUGCAGUUUGUGUGUCGCUCGUUUGCAACUCGCUUGGAGCGGCGACGCAAUAUUCUCAUUACUUCGUUGAGAUUUUAUCGUUUGGUAAGCGAAUACUUUGAGCGCACCACGGAGGUGUUCGAGUCCCUAGUCAUGGGUAGCGGUAAUAAAAUCGAAGAUUUAUCAGCAGCUACCAGUACACUGCAAAAGCUGAAGAGUUCCCAACAAAGUUUAGCUGCCAUUGAACGUGAACUGAUCAAGGAUGGCGAAAAACUCAGCGACAUACUAUCGAUGCCGGUAAAAGAUGCACUUGGCCGUGACCUACACAUCGACUACAGCGACGACAUUUACAAUAUCCGCGAAAUUUUGGACACGACACUGGCGCGGCGUAAAAUAUUCAGCGACAGCGUUGAACUGCAAAAGCUCACCUUGGAACAGCUGACACACAUUUUCACCUACGAACAGGAUGCACGAAUGGCCAUCAAAUGGCUGGACGAUUUGUACAAUGUCAUGAUCAAGUGUCAUUCGCAUGUGGGCUGUAACAUCCAUGAGAUACAGGUGCAAAAGGAUGAAUUGCAAACGUUUCAGGAAACUGGAAAGAGUAUCUUUCAGUACGGCUGUCAACUGCUGGAGGCAUCGCAGACGUUGCGCACCACCUGCAAGCUGGAAAUCAGCGAAGCAUUACAAAUGCAACAGCAAUUAGAGAAGACGUGGCACAGUCUUCAGGCUAUAAGUCAGGAGCACAUGACACGACUGCGCGUCUCCGCUGUCUUUCAUCGCAGUGUCGAAGAUUAUUGUCAGCAGCUGAUGGAUCUGCGUCGUACGCUACGCACCAUGUUGCAGGAGCAACAGUUGCAGCUGCUCCAGCAACAACGCAGCAGCAGCAGUGGUGUCAGCAGUGAAUCAGCCUCGCCCCAACCAUCCUCCACAACGUCGACAAUGACACGCAACAUGACAACAUCAUCGCCAUGCAUGCUGUUGCAUUCGCGGCAAUUGUCCCGCAAAGCCAUGGCGGCAGCAAGCCGAAAAACAAAUGAGCGAACAGCAACAACAACAACACUACUCAAAGAUUGCGGUGCAGCACUGGCCGAAAAGGCUCUCAACCAGCAGAGCGAAUUGUUGCGCAAGUAUUUGGUGGAACGUGAAAAACUUCUGGUGGAAGUAGGUCGCAUGGUUCGUUUGGGAAGGUUAUUGAAAACUCGUUUGAAAGAACCUUUCGUCUUGGAUGCGGCCACAGGGAAGAGUGUUGUGAUUGAAGAUUUACCCUCGGAAAUAACUGCUCCCAGUCCCUCUAUGGAGAGUUCAAUAUCGGGUAGCAGUAACAAUACAAAUAGCACCAUUACCACCACCACCACUGGCACCAUGGAUUCGACAACGACUCGUCUGGCAACGGAUCCCACCAAAAUUGUUGUCCAGCCUGUGGGCAGUAAUGGGCUGGCAUGUUCGGCCAUUACCGGUAAAUUAACGGACAUUGCUGAAGUGGCCGAAUCACUGGAUUCGGUUAUUCGUGACAUCCAGGAGAAUUCACAGCGUGCCGAAGUCGAAUCGAAUGCAACGAGUCCACGUGACAAAAAAUUGGGUACACUAAGGAGCACGAGUAGUGAGGAUUGGCAUUCUCGUUCCACCGAAGAUGACUCGUUUGUUACGGCCUCUGAGGGUCGCACCUCGUCCUACAUGAGUUGUAACAAGAGCUCGUUUGAUUACAGUGAGGGUAAUGAUUCGACCUUGGCAUUCGACAUGCCCGAUGUGAAUUCACCAUUCAAUAUGUCAUUUGACGAAUCCGAACAGAGUUUCAUCUCUGCCCAACAGGAUACAAAUAAAACACCAACAAAACUGUCAGAUAGUGGAGAUGGUCCCUUGGAUGAAGAGGAUCUCGAAGAUCCCAGUAGUUUGGCAGAUAUUGAAGACUUGCACAGUGAAAGUGUAACACCGACUCCGGCAGAAACGGAAGAACUAUAUGUGGAUAGUAUACCGAUUGAAUCGGAAACCGAACUAGAAGUGUCGGGCAUAGUCGAUGCUCCCACCAUGGAUGUGUUGACCGAAUGUGCAGCACCACCGUUAUCCGUGACCCCAGAGGUGAGCUCUUCCUCCUGUUCGAAACAAUGUCAAACACAUGACGAUGAUGCUGAUAAUGACGAUGCUUCAGCUACAACAUCUUCCGCUAAUAACUCGCAAUCUAGUACUAAUACCCUUAACACCAACUCCAAUGCGACAAAACCAAAUGCUGCUUGGCGUCGUAGUAAAUACUAUGAGAAUAUAACAAAACAAACCAUUAAAGGGUUUUUAUAAAACAAAUCUAAUUUUAUUCAAAUGCUUUGCUCGAUUGUAGCGUGUAAAAUUUUUGCGUGAACUUUUUCAAUUUUAACCCUGAACUUGUCAAUGUUUUUGUUUUUAAUUUAUUGUUAUUUUUUUUACUAAUUUAUUUUUUUUGUGACGAAAUUUGUUUCCAUGCGUGCCACGCAUUCAACCGAAGUGAGUGCGUGGGCUGGCAAGUUUUUCGUUUUUUUAGUUUUAUUGUUAUAAUUUAAAAUUGUAUUUGUAAAGACAAUAUAUAAUUAUUAUUGGAUUUUUCGCAUGCUUUUUUAUCAGUUUUUAAUUUAUUAAUUAGUUUUGUUUAUUUUAAACGUAAUAUUGAGAAUUCCAAACAUAUGUAGUUCGUUUGCUUGUGUUUUAAAAUUUGAUUUUUGUUUUAUUUUUAUAAUUUUAAUUUUAAAGUUUUUAUAAUUUAAAAGUUUCUUAUUUAUAUAAAUGUUGCAUUUAAUUUAAUUUACCUAAUCAAACAUUUUAGUCAAUAUUUUAUUAUUUAAGAGCUGAGUGUAAUUUAGGAAUAUCAUAGCAAAUAA